GAGCACGAUGCUGAGCUGGAGGUGGGAGCUCUGGGGAGUGGUGUCUCCGUGACUGGCAGCUGGUUCUUAUCUGGGUCCUCCCAGUCAAGCUAGGCAGCUGCCGAACAGACGGAGCCCGAGCAAGCCCUGGACAGGUGCUGCAGUGCAGUAAAUGUAAUUUGAAGAAGGCAAGAAGGAACCAAUGGCUUUAGCUGGCUGCCCAGAUUCCUUUUUGCACCAUCCGUACUACCAGGAGCAGGUGGAGCAGACGCCUCCUCGCGGUCCUCGAGAUCUGGCAGGGCCUGGCUUCCCGGCACAGUCUGACCGGCUCGCGAAUCACCAAGAGGAUGAUGUGGACCUGGAAGCCCUGGUGAGCGACAUGAAUGCGUCCUUGGAGAGUGUGUACCCGGCCUGUAGCAUGCAGUCAGAGACGGUGCCCCUCCUUCAGAACGGCCAGCACACCCGCAGCCAGCCACCCUCAGGAAUAAGGUCCCUCCAGCCACAGGUGUCCCUGCGGCAGAAGGUGCAGCGCUCCCAGCCCGUGCACAUCCUCGCUGUCAGGCGCCUGCAGGAGGAAGACCAGCAGUUGAGAACCUCGUCUCUGCCGGCCAUCCCCAACCCUUUCCCCGAGCUCUGCGGCCCGGGGAGCCCCCCUGUGCUCACACCGGGCUCCUUACCUCCGAGCCAGGCCACUGUGAAGCAGGAUGUUAAAGUCUUUAGUGAAGACGGGACGAGCAAAGUGGUGGAGAUUCUAGCAGACAUGACGGCCAGGGACCUGUGCCAGUUGCUGGUUUACAGAAGUCACUGUGUGGAUGACAACAGCUGGACACUAGUGGAGCACCACCCGCACCUGGGAUUAGAAAGGUGCUUGGAGGACCAUGAGCUGGUGGUCCGGGUGGAGAGCACCAUGGCAAGUGAAAGUAAAUUUUUAUUCAGGAAGAAUUAUGCAAAAUAUGAGUUUUUCAAAAAUCCAGUGAAUUUCUUCCCAGAGCAGAUGGUGACUUGGUGUCAGCAGUCCAACGGCGGUCAGACCCAGCUUUUGCAGAAUUUUUUAAACUCCAGUAGUUGUCCUGAAAUUCAAGGGUUUUUGCACGUGAAAGAGCUGGGAAGGAAAUCGUGGAAAAAGCUGUAUGUGUGUUUGCGGAGAUCAGGCCUUUAUUGCUCCACAAAGGGAGUUUCCAAGGAGCCCAGACACCUGCAGUUGCUCGCUGACCUGGAGGACAGCAGCGUCUUCUCCCUGAUUGCCGGCAAGAAGCAGUAUAGCGCCCCCACUGACUAUGGCUUCUGCAUAAAGCCAAACAGAGUCCGGAACGAAGCUAAAGGGCUGCGGCUGCUGUGCGCCGAGGAGGAGCAGAGCAGGACCUGCUGGAUGACGGCCUUCAGGCUCCUCAAGUAUGGAAUGCUCCUUUACCAGAACUACAGAAUCCCUCAGCAGAGGAAAGCCUUGCUCUCCCCCUUCUCGACUCCAGUGCGCAGUGUCUCUGAGAACUCCCUCGUGGCGAUGGAUUUUUCUGGGCAGACGGGAAGAGUGAUCGAGAAUCCAGCGGAAGCCCAAAGCGCAGCCCUGGAAGAAGGCCAUGCCUGGAGGAAGCGAAGCACGCGGAUGAAUAUCCUAGGUAGCCAAAGUCCCCUCCACCCUUCUACCCUAAGUACAGUGAUUCAUAGGACGCAGCACUGGUUUCACGGCAGGAUCUCCAGGGAGGAGUCGCACAGGAUCAUUAAACAGCAAGGGCUGGUGGAUGGGCUUUUUCUGCUCCGUGACAGCCAGAGUAAUCCAAAGGCAUUUGUACUUACACUGUGUCAUCACCAGAAAAUUAAAAAUUUCCAGAUCUUACCUUGCGAGGAUGACGGGCAGAUGUUCUUCAGCCUUGACGACGGGAACACCAAAUUUUCUGACCUGAUCCAGCUUGUUGACUUUUACCAGCUAAACAAAGGAGUCCUGCCUUGCAAACUCAAGCACCACUGUAUCCGAGUGGCCUUAUGACCUCAGAUUUACUCUUAGCUGAAGACUGGAGGAAGCUGACACUGGAAUGAAGAGGUCUGUGCAUUGAGAACACACAUCUGUUCUGCACCUUGGGACUCAGAGUGAGAUCAGUUAGGUCAGUGCCGACCGACCAAGGUGGACUAGUUUGUUGGACCUAAUGAUGAUUUGCUGCUGCGGAUCCAGCAGGAUCGCCUUCCUCUGCGCUGGCCAAAUCAGGGAGGGCACGAGAGAGCGAGCACAAAUUUGAGAAUAAACUGGAAUGAUCGGCUUGGCUGGGCCAUGUAGGAACGAGAGCUGGAGAGAAGUAAUUGGAAAUGAACUCUUGCCCUGGAAUAAUCUUGACAAUUAAAACUGAUAUGUUUAC
Ceratotherium simum simum (southern white rhinoceros) is the source of this 2327-nucleotide messenger RNA. The record is from RefSeq and is a predicted model, not a curated record. NCBI's taxonomy places the organism in Eukaryota, Metazoa, Chordata, Mammalia, Perissodactyla, Rhinocerotidae.